AUGGGCGUGUGGAUUCAUAACUACGUGAGAAGAAGUAGGUGGGUGUUGGACGUAGUGCUGGGGACUUCACUGGUUGAUAUGUAUAGUAAAUGUGGGAGGGUUGAGGAUGCAGUGAAGGUGUUUGAUGAAAUGCCUGAGAAGAAUGUGUGGACAUGGAACUCGGUGAUCGGAGGGAUGGCGAUGGUGAAAUGCGGGGAUGAAGCUUUGAUGUGGUUCUUGAAAAUGGAGGAGGAGGGAGUGAGGCCGGAUCCGGUGACGCUUGUCGGAGUGCUUUCUGCUUGUAGUCAUGCAGGGAUGAUUAUGAUGGGCCGGAGAUUGUUUCGGUUGAUGGUUGAAGGGAAGUAUGGUUUCCGGCCGGGGAUUAAACACUAUGGAUGCAUGGUUGAUAUGUUUUGUCGAGCAGGGAUGAUCGGCGCGGCGGUGGAGGUUGUAGAGAGGAUGCCUUGGGAGGUAAAUGUGGCUAUAUGGGGGUGUUUGUUGAAGGGGAGUAGAGCUCAUGGAGAUUUGGGGUUGAGUGAAUUUGCGGCGAGGAGGCUUGUGGAGAUCGAGCCGGGGAAUGUAGCACAUUAUGUGGUAUUGGGUAGUUUGUACGCGGAGAUGGGGAGGUGGACGGAGGCGGAGGAGUUGAGGAGGAGGAUGAAGGCAAUGGGGUUGAGGAAGGAUGCCGGCUGGAGUUUGGCGGAGAAUGACGAGGUAAUCACCAGUGAUAUUGAAGAACAUGUUGGUGUUCCUGCAAGAAUAGAAUAG
This is a messenger RNA of Dioscorea cayenensis subsp. rotundata (Guinea yam), 747 nucleotides long. Its product is annotated as pentatricopeptide repeat-containing protein At3g28660-like. Lineage: Eukaryota; Viridiplantae; Streptophyta; Magnoliopsida; Dioscoreales; Dioscoreaceae. The record is from RefSeq and is a predicted model, not a curated record. Gene Ontology annotation, molecular function: protein binding; RNA binding. Gene Ontology annotation, biological process: RNA modification. The coding region runs from base 1 to 747 and encodes 248 amino acids. The transcript has a single exon.